Messenger RNA from Drosophila sechellia, 1626 nucleotides. It is a transcript of the gene Cyp6a8, whose product is annotated as Cytochrome P450 6a8. Gene Ontology annotation, molecular function: oxidoreductase activity, acting on paired donors, with incorporation or reduction of molecular oxygen; monooxygenase activity; iron ion binding. The coding region runs from base 41 to 1561 and encodes 506 amino acids. Lineage: Eukaryota; Metazoa; Arthropoda; Insecta; Diptera; Drosophilidae. The record is from RefSeq and is a predicted model, not a curated record. The transcript is spliced from 2 exons.
UUUCCCAGACCAGUCGUAUUCGAAGAUCACCCGCCUCAGCAUGGCGUUAACUUACAUGCUUUUCCAAGUGGCGGUCGCCCUACUGGCGAUCUUCACCUACUAUCUCCAUCGCAAGCUAACAUUUUUCAAGCGUCGUGGGAUUCCCUUUGUAGCACCGCAUCCCAUCAGGGGAAACAUGGAGGAAUUACAAAAGACGAAAAACAUCCAUGAGAUUUUCCAAAAUCACUAUAACAAAUUCAGGGACAGCAAGGCACCGUUUGUCGGAUUGUUCUUUUUCCAGAAUCCCGCUGCAUUUGUGAUAGAUCUUGAGCUGGUCAAGCAAAUACUGAUUAAGGACUUCUCGAAUUUCUCGAACAAGGGUAUAUUCUACAAUGAAAAAGAUGAUCCCAUUUCAGCCCAUCUCUUCAAUCUGGACGGUGCCCAGUGGCGUUUGCUAAGGAACAAAUUAUCCUCGACCUUUACAUCCGGUAAAAUGAAGAUAAUGUAUCCGACCGUAGUGUCCGUGGCCAAUGAAUUUAUGACCGUGAUGCACGAGAAAGUGCCGAAAAACUCCGUUCUGGAGAUACGUGAUCUGGUGGCCAGGUUUACGGUGGAUGUGAUCGGAACCUGCGCCUUUGGCAUCCAGUGCAACAGUCUGCGCGAUGAAAAGGCCGAGUUUCUGCACUUUGGAAAGAGAUCUUUGAUUGACAGGAGACAUGGCACUCUAUUGAAUGGCUUCAUGCGCAGCUAUCCCAAAUUGGCCAGAAAAUUGGGUAUGGUUCGAACUGCGCCGCAUAUUCAGGAAUUCUAUCAUAGAAUUGUCACAGAAACAGUGGCGGUGCGGGAAAAAGAGCACAUCAAACGCAACGAUUUCAUGGACAUGCUGAUUGAAAUGAAAAAUCAGAAGGAAAUGACUCUAGAGAAUGGCGAUGUGGUCAAAGGAUUAACCAUGGAGGAGGUCCUGGCACAAGCCUUUGUGUUCUUCAUUGCUGGCUUUGAGACAUCCUCCUCCACCAUGGGAUUUGCCCUAUACGAACUGGCAAAGAAUCCGCACAUUCAAGAUAAGGUUCGGGCUGAGGUGGAGGAGGUCAUGGAGCAACAUGACCAGAACUUUACCUACGAGUGCACUAAGGAUCUUAAGUACCUUAAUCAGGUUAUAAGUGAAACUCUGCGACUGUACACCAUUGUGCCCAAUCUGGAUCGAAUGGCCGCCAAGCGUUACGUAGUUCCCGGUCAGCCAAAAUUCGUCAUCGAGGCUGGUCAAUCGGUCAUCAUACCCUCAUCCGCCAUUCACCACGAUCCCAGCAUUUAUCCCGAACCCUUCGAGUUCCGACCCGAGCGAUUCUCCCCCGAAGAAUCGACUGGUCGUCCUUCGGUUGCCUGGCUGCCCUUUGGAGAUGGUCCUCGGAACUGCAUUGGCCUGAGAUUCGGUCAGAUGCAGGCUCGCAUUGGACUCGCUCUGCUCAUCAGGAACUUCAGAUUCUCCACGUGCUCGAAGACGCCCAAUCCUUUGGUCUAUGAUCCCAACUCUUUCGUCCUGGGUGUGAAAGACGGAAUCUAUCUGAAGGUGGAGGUCGUCUAAUAAAUUAAAACGCCAAAGCUUCUAACUAAAUAACUGCUAAAUAGAUGGUAAUUUAUUCAACCUAA